CCUACUCGUGCAGUAGGUACAUUAAAAAAACUGUAUCACUGUGCCGACAUUCCACAAUUUUAUUAUUGAUUGUUAUUUCUCGUUAAAAACUCUUAUCAAUUUUCUGGAUAUUAAUAAUAUUAAUAAAAUCGUGUUAAUUGUUCGACACAUCGUCGUUUGCGUAGUUGCCAUGUAAUGGGGUUUAUUAUAUCGAGGCAUUGUUAAAAGUAGUGUAACGUGAUUAUUAAAUUAUUGAACACAUAAUUAAAAAUUAAUGUUUAUCAACAAAUUUUAAUUGCAAAAUGCAAUCAAAACUACGUUUUUGUUGGAUACGUAAGCAAUUUCAAUUGGUAACCUUCGCAGGAGCGUAUUGUUGUUAAAUGAAAAGUUUCCUGUUGAAGUUUUUUAAAUAAAUCUAACAGUAUACUUGGCAACCGGAGGACUCUAUAAUUUUUGGGUAGUUUAUUACUAGUGCAGACAGGCAAGUCGAUUUAAACUUAAGGGUGCAGUGUCUGUGUCAGUAUCUUCGUGACUGGACUUGGUUCUUAGUGCUGCUGGUGAGCAAGAAGAUGUUUGUAUUACUUAUAAUAUCUGUUUUGGGGAGAGUGUUAGCCGAUCCCAAUGUGGACAUCACAACAGAAACGGUCGCAUCUCAAAUCGACUCAACCGUUUCAUCGGGCUUUUCCAACUUUACUGAGGGAAUAACAUCUACAAAUGAUGGACAGACACAACGGAGUGGCCUGGACGGCAACUUAUCGCUCGCGAAUACAUCCCAGGAUAGCGUGGAAUACCCAAACGAUAAUCCUUUCGGCAAGAACGAAACAACUGAACAAAAUACACCCGAAGUGUAUCAAAACGAUGAAAAAGCAGAACUCAACAAUGACGAUGAGCUUCAUAAAUCAACUGAUGGUACCACCACAACAGAAGAGGAAGGUGAACACAUAGACUGGCUCGAUAACGGAAACGACGAAUUUACGACUGAUUCUGAACUACCAGGUGAAAAUUUCAAUGAUACAGUAGAUGGCACAUUCAAUGGCUCGGAUAAUGAAACCGCUGAAGGCGUUUUCGACAAUAGUGAUAAUACAGACGGUCCAUUUGAUGGCAUAGACGAGAGUUUAUUCAAUACCUCAAACAACGAGACAGCAGACGACAUAUUCAACAAUUCACAUACUGCGACAGCUGAAGAUGUAUUUAAUAAGCUGAAUCAUGACAUCUUCAACGACACCUUUAACAUUCCAACUAACGAAACUUCUUCACCGUCAAGCACAAAUCUAUCAGGAAUUUUGCAAGCGUGGCUCUCCGAACGGGCGAAUGUAACGAGCGAACCGUAUCCAAUGCCUGUCACCAAACCGUACUUGGGACCCAUCGGAGACGGGUCCUUAUUUUUAGGUGCGCUGACCAACGGCCAAGGAGACGUAUGCAUCUCGCUCAACAUCUCCAUGCAACCCGUCUUGAACGGCACACCUCUUCAACUUUCGCACUCCCAUGGAAGUACAGAGAGUUACGCAAUGAAUAACGGAAGCAUUGCGUUCCACGCAACCGAUAACGAUAAAGCCUACAAUGUCACAACCGAAUUUCUUAUCCAUUGUUACGAAAAAUCGUGCGGCGUUGAGUUGGUCAGUGUUGACGUACGCAAUUCCACAAACCGACAAGCUGUGGUCCUUCACACCGAUCUGUCCAUCAGCGUAAACUUGGGAACCACCUUCGAAGAUAUCAGUAAAAGAACGCUAAACGUGACGGAUGAGAUCCAAUUAGAAAUUAGUUACAUUUCGGUUUUCGUUUCUGAAAAUUGCGGUAAACUUUUAACCGCAGGAAACUUUUUUGUACGCCAUUACGUGGAGAUCACAUGUGGAGUGGGAGUUUUAGUAAUAGCCGCGUGCCUCACCUUCUUUAUUCUUAGGAAAAUUCAAAGAAGAAAGAAGAAUAGUUUUGAUACUAUGAUGUAGUUAAAUUUAAUGAAGGUUAUUUAUUCAUUUUUGUAUAGUUUUAUGAGAACUUUUCAAAAUAAUUCCGUUUUACUUGUCUUUUUGCUUCUCCAAAAGGACGGAAUUUUUUUAAAUAAAUUACCAGUAGGAAGAAA
Molecule: messenger RNA, 2059 nt
Organism: Photinus pyralis (common eastern firefly)
Lineage: Eukaryota; Metazoa; Arthropoda; Insecta; Coleoptera; Lampyridae
Exons: 5
Coding region: 549-1925 (458 amino acids)
Source: RefSeq, a predicted model, not a curated record